Truncatella angustata is the source of this 2052-nucleotide messenger RNA. RefSeq lists its product as uncharacterized. The record is from RefSeq and is a predicted model, not a curated record. The transcript is spliced from 2 exons. Bases 1 to 2052 code for a protein of 683 amino acids. Gene Ontology annotation, molecular function: protein binding. NCBI's taxonomy places the organism in Eukaryota, Fungi, Ascomycota, Sordariomycetes, Amphisphaeriales, Sporocadaceae.
AUGCCUACUGACAAGACUAUCUCCGAGAGACUCAAACUUGGUCAAGCUUCUUAUAAGAGUGGCAACUUAGUCGAAGCAUCACAUCAUCUCAAGUCUGCAUCUAAGAGUUGUGCCUGUCAAACAGGCAAGCCCAAUCUCGAAUGUACGUGUGUGAACUUCUCUGAUGCCUGCAAGAACCGUACCUUGGAUAGUGCCCUCCGCACAUCUUGCAAGUGCCCACGACGAGCCAACAAACGCUGCAAGGAUGAGUCGCACAUCACGGCCCUGGGUAGUCUGGUCAUGGUCGCCAUAAAGGCCAAAGAUCAUAAACUUGCCCAGAUAUACGCCCAAAACCUCAUCUACUUAGCCCCACGAGACCCCAGAGGGUAUUUACGCCUCGGCCAGGUCUUGCGCCUCAUGGAAAAGCACCACACUGCACUCUCAGUCUAUCAACAAGGUAUCGGGCUUGUGGCGCGGGCAAACCCUGACCACUCUGGUCUGAAAACUCUCAAAGAGCAAGAGAGCAUCCUCCGGAAGCUCACAUCACAAGUUGAUCCUUUAGAGGCACUACCGGCAGAGCUGCUCGUCCUGGUACUAGGCCAGCUCAACACUAGACAUCAUUGUCGAUGCCUUAGGUUGUCAAAAUCUUGGAAAGCCUUCAUGGAGAGCCAGGCCGCCCGGCCAACGUGGACAUGUCAGCAUUUCGACAGCAAGAUCUCCAAGGCGCCACCCAGGACAAUCAAGCCGUACAUGGCACAGAGAUACUUGGUCAAGUACCCGGGUGGUCAGCUCAGAUCGCUCAGGCUCGACGACUGCCGAAGCAUCCCGCUUGUGCGCGACAAGUUAACAGCAGUCUUGCGGGCGUGCCCCCAGCUUCAGCACCUUGCGCUAGACGGUGAAGUGAUGCUUGAGACUGGCGAGCUUCCUCCUUUGGAGAAGAUGCCAAAGCUGAUAUCGCUUAAACUCGCCCGCGAAGUGACCAUUCGCAUGCAACUUCUACAACACUUGAUCGAAGCGUCUCGGGAGACCCUCGAGGAGCUCGAUCUCUAUAAGCUUCCCUUUCAGGACCAGGGCAACCUCAUGCUACCUACACCGACCCGCUGGCCUGUCCUACCUAGGCUCUCGGCACUGCGGCUGAGGGGUUGGAACAAGCGCCACCGGGUUGAUAUGGAUUAUAUCGUCUAUAAUACUCCAAAUCUCCAAACAGUGUGGAUAGACUUCAUGUCAUAUACCACAAACCCUACGAUUGCCGCUGCGGCACGAUCUGGUCGUCCUUGCUGGCCGAAACUGAAACGCGCGUAUGUUGGCGAGGACGUCGUAUUCGGACCUGUGGGAGCAGCCCGCUUCCCACCGUUGCCCGAGUGCCUGGAAGAGCUGGUCGUUAACCACCAAGCUCUGCUUUCCGACUCCGUGUUUCACCCACCAUACGUCACUGAAGCGGCAGUAGCGGGAACAGAAGAUUGGGGAGCAGGAAGAAGGGAAGAAAUUCAGGUAUAUGAUGCUCCUCACAACGUCGCCCUGGGAGCUUUGAUGAUGCCUGCAUGGCACCUCCCCUGCCUGAAAACGAUCGUGCUCAAGGGCUCGGCGCCGCUGACGCACAUGGCGUUAAGAUGCCUCAUCGGGCCUGCCAUUUCCAGCGACAGACUGCGAUAUCUCGAGAUCCACCCGUUUCCCUGGGGACAGUUUGGCCCCAGAGGUCAGGCCAGAGAGUGGGCGGGGCCCAGCGACGGCGCAACCGGCGUCACAACGCUGGGUGUCAACAUGCUGAAUGGAGAGCUGGGCCGCAAUGUCAGCAACGUCGACGACGCUCUUCUACAGCUCGUGGGCCUCUUCCCUAACCUCGUCAACCUGGACAUUGGCAGUGAAACCGUCGCCUCGCCUACUCUGGGACGCAUCCUCGGAUCGAAUGGAGUCCAGACCAUCUACCAUAGCCAGGGGGCAAGUAUGUUUGAGGUCAAAGACUGGGCCGAGUCACGGGGCAAGAAUGUUGUCCAGGGUAGAUAUUACGACUACUACGCGCACAACCAAAUGGUUGAGUCGACGGGCGGUGUUGUUAACGGCUUAACGAAGUGA